Molecule: messenger RNA, 3685 nt
Organism: Vombatus ursinus (common wombat)
Lineage: Eukaryota; Metazoa; Chordata; Mammalia; Diprotodontia; Vombatidae
Gene: WSB2
Product: WD repeat and SOCS box containing 2
Exons: 9
Coding region: 14-1255 (413 amino acids)
Biological process (GO): intracellular signal transduction
Molecular function (GO): protein binding
Source: RefSeq, a predicted model, not a curated record
GCCCCGCGGCCUCAUGGAGGCCAGGCCCGGCGCGGGCGGCGCGGAGGCCGGAGAGGUUCCUUUGCUGCUGGCUGAGCUGAAGCCAGGGCGCCCGCACCAGUUUGAUUGGAAAUCCAGUUGUGAGACCUGGAGUGUUGCUUUUUCCCCUGAUGGUUCCUGGUUUGCCUGGUCUCAAGGACACUGUAUUGUUAAGCUGAUUCCAUGGCCCCUUGAGGAACAGUUCAUCCCCAGAGGGUUUGAGCCUAAAAGCCGAAGCAGCAAAACAGAUCCCAAGGGGCGAGGCAGUCCAAAGGAGAAGACGCUGGACUGUGGUCAGAUUGUGUGGGGUUUGGCCUUCAGCCCGUGGCCGUCACCACCCAGUAGGAAGCUCUGGGCACGAGUCUGCCCCCAAGCACUGGAUUUCUCUUGCCUUAUUCUUGCUACAGGACUCAAUGACGGGCAGAUCAAAAUUUGGGAGGUGCAGACAGGGCGACUGCUUUUGAAUCUGUCUGGCCACCAGGAUGUGGUGAGAGAUCUGAGCUUCACGCCCAGUGGGAACUUGAUUUUGGUUUCUGCAUCACGGGAUAAAACUCUUCGAAUUUGGGACCUAAAUAAAGAUGGCAAACAGAUCCAGGUGCUGUCUGGCCAUCUGCAGUGGGUUUAUUGCUGUUCCAUCUCCCCAGACUGCAGCAUGCUGUGUUCUGCAGCAGGAGAGAAGUCUGUUCUUCUCUGGAGCAUGCGGUCCUACACAUUAAUCAGGAAGCUGGAGGGGCAUCAGAGCAGUGUGGUUUCUUGUGACUUCUCCCCUGACUCUGCCCUGCUUGUCACAGCUUCCUAUGACACCAGUGUCAUCAUGUGGGAUCCCUACACUGGAGAGAAACUGAGGACCCUUCAGCAUGUGUUAGACUCUCAGUUGGAUUAUACCCGUGAUGUCCACGCCAGCUCGCUGAGAUCAGUGCGCUUCUCUCCAGAAGGCUUAUACCUUGCUACAGUGGCAGAUGACAGACUGCUCAGGAUCUGGGCUUUGGAACUGAGAACUCCAGUUGCAUUCGCUCCUAUGACCAAUGGUCUUUGCUGCACAUUUUUUCCACAUGGUGGAAUUAUUGCCACGGGGACAAGAGAUGGCCACGUCCAGUUCUGGACAGCACCCAGGGUCCUAUCAUCACUGAAGCACUUAUGUCGGAAAGCCCUUCGGAGUUUCCUCACAACUUACCAAGUCUUAGCACUGCCAAUACCCAAGAAAAUGAAAGAGUUUCUCACAUACAGGACCUUCUGAGCCAGGCCCCUCGGCUCUGCUCAAAAGACAGAAAGAGAACCUCCUAGUAACAGGAUUAACCUUUCUGGCAAAGGUGGUGCUGAAGUCAUAGAAUGGAAGCAAGAUGGGCUUAUAAACUGUGAUUCCUCUUCAAGCAGAAUUGUUUUGGAUUGUAAACAUGCAGUUGAUAGACUGUAGCAGGGAAAAAAGAUCCUGGUGGACUGGUCAGUGACCUUUUUAUCCAUAAUGUUCGAAAUUAGAGGAGGCGGUUCUAUUGCCAUGGCUCCAGAGCCUUAGUUUAAGUUGUCUACUUAUUAACAGCACAGUUUAAUUCUCUCUGUGUCUUGAUUUGAAGUGCAGUUAAUAAUGUUGUUUUGUUUGUAAAAGUAACUGGGCCUUGAGCUCUCUUUAGUGAUAAAGUAAAGAUAAUCUCCCUCAUUGGGAAAUUGGACUGCUGCCCAACACUUGUCUCAGCUGAAUCCUUAAAAGCAGUGGUAGCUAAACAUUUCAAUUGUCCUCUUGCUCUUGGUUCAGAGUAUCAGGGACCAUGCCUUUGUUUAGCCAAGUGCAAAUACUUUUAAUUUAUAAAGUCAAGUUUGUCAUUGUUUUUCCUCUGCUUUUGACUUUGACAAACAAGACAGGGGUGGGGGGGGGGGGGGGGGGGGGGGGGGGGUGGUCCUUGGGUAUGAGUGAUCAUCAGAGCUUAGCUGAAUGAACAGGCUAUUUAAAUCAAAGGGUGUGGUGUGGACUGAUGAAGACAUCAUAAUUGGCUUUUAAAAUGGUGGUGUGCAUGUAAAGGAGGAAACGGUGUUAAGAUUACAGUAAGGGUGCAUUUCUAAUUGCAUGACUCUUGUCCUUGCUACUGGUUUUUCCGUGGUUUACCAUUAACAACAUAUUUAUUUGUGCUUUCUGAACAUAAGUUGUUUAAGGUACAAUUUUGUGUUUCUCAAUGGUAGAUGAAAACCAUGACAUAACCGCAACAGCUGUACAUCAAACUUCAUAGCUGUAUGGAGGCAUCUGGUUUUUCAUUGUUUCAACUGGUAUUUUUAUGAUAUAUGUAUGAGAUCAGUCUUUGCUGCUUAACUCAAUUUCCAACCCUGCCUCCCCAAAUGAAAAUAACUUUGAGGUUCAGGUUUUUCCUCCAAUCAGUUAAUCAAUAAACAGUAAGCACCUGCUAUGUGCCAGGCAGUCCCUGCCCUCAAGGAGCUUACAACCUAAUCUAAUCCUUGAUUCCAAAUUCUUCAAGACCUUUUAAACUGUAAUAUUUGCAUUUCUUUUUAAGGAAAUGACACAUUGUUUUCCUUAGACCCACCAUUUUAUCUGUAUUCAUUGUUUCGGUAGAAUGCUGGCAUACUACUACAUUAGUCUCUUUAGGGCCCUUUCAUCAGAGGGAUGGACCAUUAAUGCCUAGUUUGGAGGAGAGAGUACAGCCUCAAGUCGAGAGACCUGGGAUCAUAUUCUGCCUCUGACACUGUGUGGUCCAUGUGGCCUUGGGCUCACUUCACCUCCUGGGGUCUCGGUUUCCUCCUCUCCUAGAAGAGAAGUCCUCUGAGAGCCUUUCUGCUCCAGAUCUGUGAUGUGGGAAACAUGACUGCUGAGAGAGGGAAGCGAAGCCACGGCUUUAUUGUGUGGGGAAUCAUGAAAAAAAAAAAGGUUUAUUUUAAACAGGGGUGAUGUUUCUAUCCUGCCAUCCAAGGACCCAAGUAUAUUCAUCACCUCCCAAGAGGCUUCAGUACUUCAUGGAGCUGCAUUGAUCUUCCUGCCACCAGCACUAACUGGUACCCCUUCUGCAGCUUCGUGGAGGGGCUGACAAGCUCUCCAAGAGCGGGGCUUGUGCCCUGCGGCACAGUCACCUUCAUACUGUGAUGAGGCAUAAGAGGAAGAUAGUGGAGGCCACUUCCUAAGUAGUCUUAAUAAAACGGGAAGCCCUUAUUUCACAGAAUGUAUCGUGAGAGGCUUUACUAGGUAGGGAGUACAAAGUGGAAUCGACACUUCCCCCUCCCCUGUGGCUUCUGAUGAGGAAUCACGGAAUUUCUUUUGGCUGACAAAGAAUUGAUUCCAUCUUCUAUCUGUUGAAAGUUUAUGCUACCAAAGUUCACAAGAUCUAAGACCCUUCUAUUAAGGACCCAAGUCAACAUCCACUGUUGAGUUAAGGAGAACUUUUAUCAAUAAGUGAGCCAUCUAAUUUACUAAUUCCUUAGAAUAUGAAAUGCAGCAAGAUUAUCAUUGAAGCAGUAUCUUGAGCACGUAAGACUAAAAUUUAUGUGACUAAUAUUUCAGGUGUCCCAUGUUCACAAGUGAUCUUCAUACAGCCACUGGUACCAUGAGGAAUAAUGUAAACACCAGUUGUAUUUUAAAUCCUUUUCCUUCCUUUCUACACUACAAUUAGGAAGCUGCUUGUGACUUUUACGAUUCAAGGAUGAGAAAUAAAAGUCAGUUUUUUUAAAGUCA